Chionomys nivalis (European snow vole) is the source of this 1171-nucleotide messenger RNA. It is a transcript of the gene Psma4, whose product is annotated as proteasome 20S subunit alpha 4. Gene Ontology annotation, cellular component: cytosol; nucleus; proteasome core complex, alpha-subunit complex. The record is from RefSeq and is a predicted model, not a curated record. The coding region runs from base 120 to 905 and encodes 261 amino acids. Gene Ontology annotation, biological process: ubiquitin-dependent protein catabolic process. NCBI's taxonomy places the organism in Eukaryota, Metazoa, Chordata, Mammalia, Rodentia, Cricetidae. The transcript has 9 exons.
GGAGCCAUAUUCGCCGCGGAUGCUUGGCCAUCCGGGUUGGUUCUUCUCCAGCUGAGUAAAGCGACGCCGAUCUGCACCCCUCACUGUCUUCCUCCGGAGUUACAUAAAGUUCAGAAGCCAUGUCUCGAAGAUAUGACUCCAGGACCACAAUAUUUUCUCCAGAAGGUCGGUUGUACCAAGUGGAGUAUGCCAUGGAAGCUAUCGGACACGCGGGCACCUGUUUGGGGAUCUUAGCCAAUGAUGGAGUCCUGCUCGCAGCAGAGCGGCGCAACAUCCACAAGCUUCUUGACGAAGUCUUUUUUUCUGAAAAAAUUUACAAACUUAAUGAGGAUAUGGCUUGCAGUGUGGCAGGCAUCACAUCUGAUGCUAACGUCCUGACUAAUGAACUAAGGCUCAUUGCUCAAAGGUAUUUAUUACAGUACCAGGAGCCAAUUCCAUGUGAGCAGUUGGUUACAGCACUGUGCGAUAUCAAACAGGCUUAUACACAGUUUGGAGGAAAGCGUCCCUUUGGUGUUUCUCUGCUGUACAUUGGCUGGGAUAAACACUAUGGCUUUCAGCUCUAUCAGAGUGACCCAAGUGGAAAUUACGGGGGAUGGAAAGCCACAUGUAUCGGGAACAACAGUGCGGCAGCCGUGUCAAUGUUGAAACAAGACUACAAAGAAGGAGAGAUGACUCUGAAGUCGGCACUUGCUCUCGCUAUCAAGGUGCUAAAUAAGACCAUGGAUGUUAGUAAACUGUCAGCUGAGAAAGUGGAAAUCGCCACACUAACAAGAGAGAAUGGAAAAACUGUGAUCAGAGUCCUCAAGCAGAAGGAAGUAGAACAGUUGAUCAAAAAACACGAGGAGGAAGAAGCUAAAGCUGAACGGGAGAAGAAAGAAAAAGAACAGAAAGAAAAGGAUAAAUAAACAAAAUCAUGAAUUUUAUAACUCCUUAGAGGCACCAAUUCAGUUAGGCGUGGUCCUGGCCUUCUACCCUGGAAAGGUUUUUUGUUAUUUUUUUCUUCUUUAACUUGCCCAUCGGGGAAAUAGGACAUUACAUACUGAAUUGGGUCCUUGUCGUAUCUGUCCAGUCGGAUCUUUAUUGUAAUGAUGGACAUCUUUAUAGACAUCUUAAUCUUAACAUAUAAUUUUUUGGAAUAAAAUUUAGAAAGAUUGGUUAUGGUGAAGGAAAA